CGCCCCUUGGAGGCUCCAGGUGCGGCUGUGGGACCUCGGACCGCGGCAGGGCCAGGGCCGGGGCCGGGGCCGCGGCGCCAUGGCCGAGUCCCAGCUGAACUGCCUGGACGAGGCGCACGUGAACGAGAAGGUUACCGAGGCGCAGGCCGCCUUCUACUACUGCGAGCGGCGGCGGGCCGCGCUGGAGGCGCUGCUGGGCGGCGGCGAGCAGGCCUACCGCGAGCGGCUCAAGAAGGAGCAGCUGCGGGACUUCCUCUCCAGCCCGGAGCGCCAGGCCCUGUGGGCCUCCUGGAGCCCCUACGAGGACGCCGUCCCCGCCGCCAACGCCCGGGGCAAGAGCAAGGCCAAGGCCAAGGCCCCCGUGCCGGCGCCGGCUGAGUCCAGCGAGUCCCUGGCCUACUGGCCCGACCGUUCCGACACCGAGGUGCCUCCUCUGGACCUGGGCUGGACGGACACUGGUUUCUACCGUGGCGUGAGCCGGGUCACGCUCUUCACCCACCCCCCCAAGGACGAGAAGGCGCCGCACCUCAAGCAGGUGGUCAGGCAGAUGAUCCAACAGGCCCAGAAGGUCAUUGCUGUGGUCAUGGACCUCUUCACCGAUGGUGAUAUCUUUCAAGACAUUGUGGAUGCUGCCUGUAAGCGCCGGGUCCCAGUGUACAUCAUCCUGGACGAGGCGGGAGUGAAGUAUUUCCUGGAGAUGUGUCAGGACCUGCAGCUCACUGACUUCCGGAUUCGGAACAUCCGUGUCCGCUCUGUGACAGGCAUUGGCUUCUACAUGCCCAUGGGGAGGAUCAAGGGGACCCUGUCAUCAAGGUUCCUGAUGGUGGAUGGUGACAAAGUGGCCACUGGAUCUUACAGGUUCACCUGGAGUUCCUCUUACGUGGACAGGAACCUCCUCCUGCUCCUGACAGGGCAGAACGUGGAGCCCUUUGACACAGAGUUCCGGGAGCUGUACGCCAUCUCCGAGGAGGUGGACUUGUAUCGGCAGCUGGGCCUGGCGGGCAGGGUUGGCCUCCACUACUCCUCCACUGUGGCUCGAAAGCUCAUCAACCCCAAGUACGCCUUGGUGUCAGGCUGCCGCCACCCGCCUGGGGAGAUGAUGCGCUGGGCUGCCCGGCAACAGCGGGAGGCGGGCGGCAACCCAGAGGGGCAGGAGGAGGGCAGCAGCGGUGGUGAGUCGGCCCGGCGCCUGGAGAGCUUCCUGAAAGACCUGGUUACAGUGCAGCAGGUGCUGCCACCCGUGGAGCCCAUCCCCUUGGGAGAGCUGAGCCGGAAGGAUGGCAGGAUGGUCUCUCACAUGCACAGAGACCUGAAGCCCAAAUCCCGAGAGGCACCCAGCCAAAAUGGCAUGGGAGAAGCGGCCCGCGGAGAGGCCGCCCCCGCCAGGCGCUUCAGCAGCAGGCUCUUCAGUCGCCGAGCCAAGAGGCCCGCGGCGCCCAAUGGCAUGGCCAGCUCUGUCUCCACCGAGACCUUCUCUGAAGUGGAGUUUCUGACGGGGAAGAGGCCCACCGAGAAUUCCAGUGCGGACAUCUCAGUUCUCUUUGAAGGUGUCACUUCUUCCAGGAAGCCAUUUCUGUCCCUCCCGAGAUGGAGUCCCAUGUCCCUACCAUUUGCUUCCAGGGCACCUUCUCACAGCACUGCAUCAUGGUUAUCUGCUUAUCUGCUGGACACCCCUACUAGACUGAGGUCCUUGAAGGAAGAGAGAGUGUAUCACUCAUCUGCACAGCCUUUGUAACUUAGUAAAGUGCCUGACAUGCUCACUAAACAUUUACUGAGUAAUUAUUUAUUUGAGGGCCUUUUGUGAUCAUAACAAUGCGAAGGACACAAAGAUGAAAAAGAAACCAUCUGCUUCAAGGUACUUACAACUGAAAUGUAUCAAUUACCCAGAAAGUCAAGCACCAACUUAAGUGCUAAAACAGAGGUCCAAGCAACCAACUUUGAAGGUUAGGAAGGUUUUAGAUUCUGAAUGUUUCUCAUUCAUUGUGUUUUUGAGUUCAGAAUCCCCAUAUUGGAAGGCUAAUAUGGGGUAUGUGCAUACAAUUUUAAGGAUUCAUGUUCUCACAACCUAUAUUAGAAUUUGACGCGUGAUCUUUCUUCUGUCCUUCUUGCAGUUGCCCUAGGAAUACAUGCCACUUACUCUUAAUUGACGUUUAUGAAAUACCUUGGCUUCAUUUGCUGAAAGGCUCUAAGUGUUGAGCAUUGUUACUAUGUUACAAUGGUUGUUUUAUUAUUAAAAUAGUGCCAAGGAGGUUACACAACAGCUUGGAUCAGGAAGCGAAACAUGGGCGGUGAUCCCACUGAAGCUACAGGGGAUGGGGAUUUGGGACGGUAAAAUGUUAAUUACCCAAGAUGGAAUGUGGGCUAGAGUCCAGCGUUGUGCUCCUGGAGAUCAUUUAGGUCGCAAAAGCUCAGGGCUGGCACUCUGGCAAUGGGUCCUAAGCAUCCUGCCCUCCUCUGGCUGAAAUGUUGGAUUCACUUCGAUGAAUGCUGCUACAGAGAAAGAACCCAGUGGCCACCAGCCAGGAGCACACGUCUUGCUCAGCAUCAACUAUCCUGGAAGAUUUCCAGGAGCUGAAGGGCUGUUCUCUUUGCAUGCAAUAAAUUAUUCAUUUCUAAGACAAUUUAUUGUCUCUCUCUUUAGACUUGAUUUCUCCUAGUUUUCCAGCUCUUGAGGACUCUCUCCAAAGAAUGAGUUGUAGAUGGUUGGUCAGGGGUUGUGAGUGGCGGGUAGGCUUCACAUAAAAGGAUGGUAGAAAUGUCUACCUUAACUUAAAGGGGAGAGGAAUGGGUCCUGGGGAGGAAGAUGCGGUGGAGGCAAUGACAACCUCUCCAUAGUAAGUCCCCAACAAAGUCAAUUUCAGAAACUGACUGAAGACUUUGAGUUCCAAAUGAAACGUUUUUAAGAUGCUGGGUUGGCUGACAAGUACAUCGUCUAAGGUGGAGGCACUAAAGCAUAAUAAAAAGAGUGAAGUCUCUGCAGUUUGACCGAGGACCAGAUGACAGGCCUACCAACGACUUUGUAUCUGGAUGACCUUGGGCAAGUUUUCUAAGCUCUCGCCAGCCUUAAUUUCCCAUCUAUAAAAACUGGAUACUGCAUCACUCCCAGGUUUAACCAGAUAAUGUUUGUGAAGAAAGCAGCCCAAUACUUCGCACAAAAUAGGCAUGGGAGUCACUAUUAUCGUCAACUACUGGCCAAACAACCAGACUUGACCCCAAAUCCCCAGUAAACAAUUAAACGUAGCAGAGCGAAUCCGGAUCUGACGCACCUAUUUGCCCAAUAAGGUGCCAGGAAAUAACACAGUGGAGUCAAACCAAUGGUAUUAGCCCUUGUUGUUGGACGGGCUUUCUUGCUGUUCCACCAAUAGCUUGAAGAUUUGACUGGGGAGUGACAUCUUGACAGUCCAAUGACGCACAACCAGCCCACACUCAGCACUUCGGUGGGGAUAAAUCAAGGAGCCGGCACGUAUAGAUUCCGUUAUAGGGCAGUACUGGAUGGAGAGAGGAGCUUAGGGAAACAGCGCCGAGGCAAGGCACUAAUGAGCUAAAAAUAAAGAAAAAAGACGAUGGUUGCGUCAAGCGACCUCGGCCG
Symphalangus syndactylus (siamang) is the source of this 3589-nucleotide messenger RNA. It is a transcript of the gene SACK1F, whose product is annotated as scaffolding CK1 anchoring protein F. The record is from RefSeq and is a predicted model, not a curated record. NCBI's taxonomy places the organism in Eukaryota, Metazoa, Chordata, Mammalia, Primates, Hylobatidae. Gene Ontology annotation, molecular function: protein kinase binding. Gene Ontology annotation, biological process: signal transduction.